Molecule: messenger RNA, 2503 nt
Organism: Aspergillus homomorphus CBS 101889
Lineage: Eukaryota; Fungi; Ascomycota; Eurotiomycetes; Eurotiales; Aspergillaceae
Exons: 1
Coding region: 129-2354 (741 amino acids)
Source: RefSeq, a predicted model, not a curated record
CCAGAUCCUCCCCCCCCAAGUUUUGGGCAUCGAGAAGGGCGAUUUACAGAUCCCCUUUGUCGAAUUUAUUUGAUCACCCUUGAUUCUCUUUUACUGUCUUUUUCUCAACCCCUCUCACUAGUGUUGCCAUGGCUUCGGUCGCUCAAAGCGACUUAGACAUGGACAGUCAUACUUCGGACAUGGCCAGCCAGGACUCCCCUCUGCGCCGACAAUUCUCCGAGCCACUCAAUGCUCGUUCUACAUCAACCCAGGCUUCUCCAUCCCCCUCUCCUGUGACUCAAUGGGCCAAAUGCACCUUGUGCGGAAAGCUCCUCGAGUAUACUAAAGGUUUGGAUUCUCCAAAUGUUGUCUUGAAAGAGCAUAUUGCUACUUCACACCCGCGCAUCACCGCACCUGCGACGCAUGAUGUCGCUGAGGAAGAUGGCGAAGAUCAAUCCCAGCUUGACGAGGAUGAUGAGCAAGUGGAAGACGAAAGUGUAGACGAGAAUGCAGAACUUGACGCAAGUGAGCUGCAAGAAGCUGAUGACGACAACAACAACAACAAUGCAAAUGACGCUUUGAAAAAUGGCGUGGUCGAUACGACUGAGGUUGACGACGAGAAUUACAAGCUCCAAGAAGAUGCUGAGCCAGAGAUCGACGCACCUGACGCCGAUGUUCUUUCGAGUCAGUUGCAUGAGUUCUCGCGCGCUCAGGAUCCAGUGACAUUGGAUCAGCGUCUCCAUAAUCUCUGGAAUGUCCACGACGUUCACAAUUUCAGCAGGGACCAUGACGAAAGGACUGCCGACCUCGACCAUUCAUGGGCAACAGUGAUUCAAGAAUCGAAGCGAUCCAAAAAGCGCGAUACACGUGAUGAACUCCAAGACCGACCCGAUCCAUACAAAAGAUCCAAGGUCUCUCCUGGAGAGUUCCUGGAAAUCACGCCUCUCGAAGAAUUCUUGAGUCAGCUUCGAGACCCCGAACAUCGCACAUUCGAAGAACUCUAUGCCAUUACUGAGAACGUUGCUCAUGCUCUCAAGGUGUGGCAAGAUGAGUAUCUGGCUAUUGAAAAGCUCAACAAGCACGCCACUCGGCACAACGCCAAACCAACCAGUGAUCCUAGAAAACUACAAAGGCCUCAAGUCUUUGAGGACAAGAAAGAGGCCAUGCUCUAUGGGUACAAGCACGAGCCCAAAGAAGACAAGGUCGGCUGUCAGAAUCCUUUCACUCAGGGUGGUUUUAAACCUACCCCAGCCCAGUAUCGCAAGAUGACUGCUAAGCUCGGGCCCAAUCAUCCCAACCCAGACGGUUGGCCUACUGUCAUGAAGUUUGGCGUGGAGCAUGUUCCUAAAUUCCAGAACCCGCCUCGGGAGGACUUUGUCGGCAAGGCUACUCGCAAGCGCAAGGCUGCAGAACUUGAGGCAGCAAACAGAGAGAAGGCGUCAUCCGUCUCCGACGAGGCUGCUACCGAUUCACCUGCUCUGGUGGAAGUAGAAGAGAAUCCGCGCCAACGCCGCACCCGCACUCGCCGCCAAGGUACGGAUAUCGAGGAUCAAUCCGACUUCGCGACACCCGUUCGAUUUGCCACGCGUGGUCGUGGUAGCGGUCGUGGGCGCGGGCGGGGUGGCAUUCGUACCGUUGCGAUCAAUGGCUCUUCCGAGUCGUCUCAAGCACCAGCGCCGGUGGCUCCUCCUCGCUCGUCGACAGUUCGCAUUGAGAAACCUGCCAUUGGGCUGGCGCAGGCCCGGCCUGGAACAGUUCAAUUGGCGCCCAUUGAGCCAGCACCCAGCGGUAGCCAAGUAACUACACCUCCGGUAGACACGCCAGUGUCAGGCUCCCCAGAAGACUCGAUCGAUCCUGCGGAGCUUGCUCGACGACAAAAGAUCGCAAACUCGAAAAAUCCGAAGCGGACAGAAGCCAUGCUCAACCACUGGGCCCGAUUUAACAAAGAGGGUCGGGUUCGCAAUCCCAAACGCUCGAAAGCCCAGAUUGAGGCGGAUCGCUUGGCGGAAGCUGCCCGAAAGGCUGCCGAACCGCCCAAGGCUGGCCCUCGCAAGAAGAAGAUGGACAGUCCGGGCUAUGGCGGCCCGAGGAUUGAGCAGGGAAUUGCCCCGGCCCCAGCUCCGAUUCAGCCUGCCGCACCCCCUACCUUGGCGCCAGGUCACCCGGCUCAUCCUCAAUUGGCGCCGUUGCCUGCACCUCGGCCUCCUCUCCCUUAUCCCCCUAUCGAAACACGGGGAGGAAUCCCUCCAUUUCCUGGACCUCACACUCUAUAUCAGCAACCAGCACCUCCUCCCUACCGCACUCCCUAUCCAGAGUACUACAGUCCAUACGGUCCACCUACGCUACCACCACCAGGUCACCCGCGGCCUGCCUAAGUCCUUAUUGCCUUUAUUGUCAAAAUAAUCUUUGCGCAAUUUUCAGGAAAACAUUGGAUGCACCGUGUACACUACUGUGUUUCUUGUGCAUAUGUACUAUCAUUCUUAUGAGGCAGACAGGAGACUUGCAUGUCUACUGUGUUUGUCUA